AUGCCUCCCAAAGCCGGCAAGAAGGUCGCUCCCGCCCCUUUCCCUCAGGGUAAGGCUGGCAAGAAGGCUGCCAAGAACCCUCUCCUCGAGAAGCGACCCCGCAACUUCGGUAUCGGCCAGGACAUCCAGCCCAAGCGAAAUGUCUCUCGCAUGGUCAAGUGGCCCGAGUAUGUCCGCCUCCAGCGCCAGAAGAAGAUCCUUCAGAUGCGCCUGAAGGUUCCCCCGGCUCUUGCUCAGUUCCAGCACGUCCUCGACCGCAACACUGCUGCCCAGGCUUUCAAGCUCCUCAACAAGUACCGACCUGAGACCAAGGCCGAGAAGAAGGAGCGUCUCCUCCAGGAGGCUACCGCCGUCAAGGAGGGCAAGAAGAAGGAGGAUGUCUCCAAGAAGCCCUACACUGUCAAGUACGGUCUCAACCACGUUGUUGGCCUGAUUGAGAACAAGAAGGCUUCUCUCGUCCUCAUCCCCAACGACGUCGAGCCCAUUGAGCUCGUUGUCUUCCUUCCUUCUCUCUGCAAGAAGAUGGGUAUCCCUUACGCCAUUGUCAAGGGCAAGGCCCGUCUCGGAACUGUCGUCCACAAGAAGACCGCUGCUGUCCUCGCCAUCACCGAGGUCCGCUCCGAGGACAAGACUGAGCUCUCCAAGCUCGUCUCCGCUGUCAAGGAUGGUUACCUUGAGAAGCACGACCAGGCCCGCCGACAAUGGGGUGGUGGUAUCAUGGGUGCCAAGGCUCAGAUGAAGAUCAUCAAGAAGCAGAAGGCUCUCGAGGCUGCUACCAAGAUCUAA
Fusarium venenatum is the source of this 786-nucleotide messenger RNA. Its product is annotated as 60S ribosomal protein eL8. Gene Ontology annotation, cellular component: cytosolic large ribosomal subunit. Gene Ontology annotation, molecular function: RNA binding. Gene Ontology annotation, biological process: ribosome biogenesis; maturation of LSU-rRNA. The record is from RefSeq and is a predicted model, not a curated record. Lineage: Eukaryota; Fungi; Ascomycota; Sordariomycetes; Hypocreales; Nectriaceae.